ACUCUGCAGCAGCAAGAGUGUCCGACAUGGCUGCUAUUAGAAGAGCUAGUAAUUUUGCACGCUGUGUCGUUCGUUUUUCUGACCGUGAACUCAACUAAACACAUAGAGUUGUUGUUUGCAGCUGUAACAAGAGUAAGGCAUACUGAAAAGACAAAAUGGACCCUGAAACCUACUUCCAAUAUGAAACUUUAUUGGAAAUAGGUGUGAAUGCAGAAGAUAAUUUUAACACUGCAGAUAUUUUGGAAGAGGAAGAGGAAGGUACCAAAAUGUCAGAUGAUUCUGAACUAAAGGUGGAGCUCAGCGUCUUUCGGGCUCAAUGGAUGUCUGAACUGGCGCCUUCCACAGACAACAAAAAAGGUUUGCCUUCAAGAUCUGCAGAUCUCAAAAGGAAGCAGGAGUUGGCCCGGGAGGAAAAGGCCAGCAAACUGUUUCUAAAGGCAGUGGAGCAGGAACAGAAUGGAGCGGUUUAUGAAGCCAUCAAGUACUAUCGGAGAGCCAUGCAGCUUGUACCUGAUAUUGAAUUUAGAAUUAACUACACGCGAUCCCCAGAUUCUGAUGGAGUUGGCAUGAACUAUUUGGAAGAAACAGACACUGAUAAGGAGAUAGAUGAUCUGCUAUCCUAUUUUCAGCAACAGCUUAAUUUGCAGGAAGCAUGCCUGAAAAUUUGCCAGCCGGAUAUUGAAAUGACACAAACUCACAUUUCAGCCCUACCAAUGGAGGUGCUGAUGUACAUUUUCCGCUGGGUUGUCUCGAGUGAUCUGGACUUGAGGGCUCUUGAACAGCUGUCUCUGGUCUGCCGUGGGUUUUACAUUUGUGCCAGGGAUCCGGAAAUCUGGCGUUUAGCCUGUUUAAGAGUGUGGGGUAGGAGUUGCACCAAAAUGAUUCCUUUUAACUCCUGGAGAGAGAUGUUUUUAGAACGCCCACGUGUCCGGUUUGAUGGUGUAUAUAUCAGCAAAACCAAUUACAUUCGCCAAGGAGAACAAUCCCUGGAUGGAUUCUACAGGGCCUGGCACCAGGUGGAGUAUUAUAGGUACUUUAGAUUCUUCCCAGAUGGGCAAGUAAUGAUGCUUACCACCCCUGAAGAUCCUGUCAUCACAGUAACUCGUUUGCGUAACAGGAAUGCCAGGAUGGAAUCUCUUCUAUACGGUCAUUAUCGUCUAUCCCAGGACACAGACAAUCAAACCAAAGUGUUUGCUGUUGUUUCCAAGAAAAAAGAGGAGAAGGCCCCAGAGUAUCAUAAGAACAGAUACUAUAAUUGCUGUAGCCCAGUCCAGGAAGCGGAGCACAGUUUUCACAUGGGCCUGCAGCUCAGUUCUGGAGGGUGUCAACGAUUCAAUAAGCUCAACUGGAUCCAUCAUUCUUGCCAGAUAACAUACAGGUCAACUGAUGAAACUGUAGUUACUGCAUUUGAUGUCGACAAGACAUACACACCUUUGUUCUUUGCUCGAGUGAAAAGCUACACUUCGUUAUCAGAAAAGCCUCUCUAAAUAGAAAAGUGGGAUCAUGAGUUUACUGAAGAUUCUCAGCCAAAAAAAAGUAGUAACAGCACUAUAAUUUUACUGGCAAUUGUUUUAUGCAGGAUUAUAAUUAAGAAUGUAGUAUGUGAGUCUUAAGUCUUUCUACUUGAUUUGAAACUUUGGGGUAGAUGUAAGGAUGCGCACAGUGGUUUGCAGGUGCAAAACAAAUGGUGUUCAUCUCGCGUUCUGCCAGCUAUCAAAUUUGCACUUUUAAUUAAUCCAUUAAACUUAUAUUGACAUGCAUUCAAAUGAAGGAAAGAGCAUGGAAUUGGGCGGGAUCUGGAUACUAAGCGGGCACAAACAUUAUAAUGUGAUGCAAGGAUUUUGCCUUGCAUUUAGGCAAUUGCUGACCCUCCAAAAACGUUACACCUCUUAUAAGGUGCAAACCAUUGUAGUAGCAAGUAAUUCAGAGUGGUAUAAAAGCACACAACUGCAGAGACCUGUCAUUGACUUCAGGGUGGCUGCUGUGAUACAUUUCCUGAUGCGGCGACACUUAGCUCUUCUACCGCCAACAGGACUUUGCUGCCCUUCAUCUGACCUAUUUUUUUUUUUUGGUUUGUAUUUUCGUGCUCCACAAAUGUCAUACAGCACCUACUGCUUUCUGUACUGCUAACUCUGUCACCUCUGGGCUGCAAAUGCUGCUACUACAUAGCCCGAUGCGCUCACCCUUAGUAUCAUAAUUGCGGAUCAUUACUUGUGCGUGUUGAGUAAUUUGCAUUGCUCUUAAGCUUUCAUAGGGCACUGGGCAAAGGAAUUGCCUAUCGGCAAUACAGUUUGAAUUUUGCAUCUGCAAUUAUUUGCAUUGUGCCUAUACUUGUAUCUACCCCUUUAUGUUUUAAAUUUCAGUAGCAUGCAGAUAUAUGGUGAAUUGGUAUACUUAAGGCAGGACAUUAGGAUUUUUCUGGUUACAUUGUUUACCAUUUGCAGUACUUGCUGUAUGCAAAAGGGAAAAAACAUUCAGAGCAACUUAACAUGCCUAGAGAGAUUGCUAUCAUCUGCACCUUUUUGCACUACAAAAUAUUGAUGUACAACAUAAAUACAACCUCUUUAUGCUCUGCGAAAAAUUAAAAACAAUUUGAAAUGUAUUUUGUAUCUUAUUGAGUAAAAUUCCCAGAAAUAACUGGUGUCAGUUAUUUAAUUGCAGAAUAGUGACUGCCAAAGCUAAUGUGGUACCACUGUUGGCAGUCACAAUUGCAGAUGAUUGGGUGAGUAGUCACUUGUCCUAAAGCAUGUUGAAAAAAGCAAGUUGGCUUUGUUUCCUGCCCAUACCACAAGAUGGCAUCAUAGACCAACUUUUUUUUAAAACAUUUUUUGUUUUCCAAAAUUAUGCUUAAUUAGUUGUUGUUUAAAGUAAUUUUACAUCUUUUAGUAUCCAGAAUACACAUUUGAUUUGAAGUGUUUAAAAGCUAUUAGAAUUUUGAAUAUGAGGGAGUGAUCAAUUUACAAGCAUUGUCGUGGAUACAAGUUUGAGUACUUGUCCCUCAUUCUUAAUCAAAUGUAUUAAUAAAAUUAUAAUUUUACAUGA
Acipenser ruthenus (sterlet) is the source of this 3042-nucleotide messenger RNA. Its product is annotated as F-box only protein 9-like. Gene Ontology annotation, cellular component: SCF ubiquitin ligase complex. The transcript is spliced from 14 exons. Gene Ontology annotation, biological process: SCF-dependent proteasomal ubiquitin-dependent protein catabolic process. Gene Ontology annotation, molecular function: protein binding. NCBI's taxonomy places the organism in Eukaryota, Metazoa, Chordata, Actinopteri, Acipenseriformes, Acipenseridae. The coding region runs from base 156 to 1487 and encodes 443 amino acids. The record is from RefSeq and is a predicted model, not a curated record.